AGAACACCGUGAGGCUUCCACUGCGAAAUGAUGGCGUCCACAGCGGCCCGAUGCACCUCACGUUGGAUAUCGUUUUCAGUGUCGACGGGCCACCGGCGGCCUGUAUCUGUCCUCAGCUGCCGUUCUAUGGAAGCUAGUCGGGUUGUGUCAAAUGUAGGAGCACGGCAACUAUGGACAAGAAGCCCCAUCAUAGGUGGGGGGACCACGAAAGGGUUGACAUUGACGGGGUUGCCAGGAGUGAGGCCCCAUAAUGCCAUUUGCUCGUCAUCCUUCCACACAAGCAGUUGGGCCCAAGGGAAACAGGACUUCUACCAGAUCCUUGGGGUUCCUCGCACCUCGACCCAGAAAGAAAUAAAAAAGGCUUACUACCAGAUGGCGAAGAAGUACCAUCCUGACACCAAUAAAGAAGACCCUCAAGCUAAGGAGAAGUUUGCACAACUUGCUGAAGCCUAUGAGAUCUUGAGUGAUGAAGGCAGGAGGAAACAGUAUGACACAUAUGGAUCAGCUGGAUUUGAUGCAGGACAAGCAGGAGGCGGCGGCCAACAGCAAUACUGGAGCGGAGGGGGUAGCAAUGUGGACCCAGAGGAGCUUUUCAGAAAGAUCUUUGGAGAAUUCUCUGGCGGACGAGGAUUUGGAGACAUCUUUGGAGACAACACCAUUUUUAAUCGCCCACAGGAGUACACGAUGGAGCUAACAUUCACACAGGCUGCCAAAGGUGUGAACAAGGAAAUUACUGUGGCCAUUGAUGGCUCCUGCCAGCGCUGUAAUGGCAAAGGGCAUGAGCCUGACAGUCAAAUUCAGCACUGCGGUAGCUGCAAUGGCACUGGCAUGGAAACGGUGAACACAGGGCCAUUUGUCAUGCGUUCUACGUGCCGGAGAUGUGGUGGACGGGGAUCUGUCAUGACUUCACCGUGUAGAUCAUGCCAAGGGACCGGGCACACCAAACAGAAACGCACAGUCAUGGUGCCCGUGCCAGCAGGCAUUGAGGAUGGGCAGACUGUUCGGAUGCCAGUUGGGCAGAAGGAAAUAUUUAUCACAUUCAAGGUCCAGAAGAGUCCGAUUUUCAGGCGGGAUGGAGCUGACAUCCACUCUGAUGUACUGUUGUCAGUGGCUCAGGCCAUCCUCGGGGGCACAGUACGGGCACAGGGACUUUACGAGACCCUCAACCUAACGAUCCAAGCUGGUGUUCAAACAGACCAGCGCAUUCGUCUAUCUGGUAAAGGCAUCCCACGGGUCAGUGGCUAUGGAUAUGGAGAUCACUACGUUCACAUCAAGAUAAAAAUUCCCAAGAUGCUGACAGACAGACAAAGAGCUCUUCUUACAAGCUAUGCAGAGGAUGAGACCGAGGUCGAGGGGACAGUCAAUGGAGUUACCAACACCACCACAGGAAAACAAACCAAGUAGGCAAUUGCCACUUUGCACCAUCAGUAUACCAUCAGCCAUCACCGUCAACCCAGGUCUCUGCCAGGAAGGUUGUUAACAAUGAAAACAUUGAAAAAUUUGUCCAGCUAAACUCGCGGACAGAUAAACUGGAAAGAGAUGGACAGGGAACUAAGGGGCUACGUGACGAAGGAAUGGAGAAGUGUCUUCCACAUGGACACAACCAGGAAGAAUGGCUCCGGUGGAGACCAGGUGCAAGGACCUAGUGAAAAGCUGACAACCACUCACACACAGUAUCUGCAGAAAGACUCUCCCUCAUCUACUACCCGUAGAAGAGUGCACCAAUAUCCCAAAGGAAUCCCUUAGCAGGUGCAGGUGAAACAUGUUUCAGUCAGUCUGAAAGUGUAAUAAUCAAGGCAUAAAUGUCAAGGAUGGCCUAAAUCCAUGGAUAACAUAAAACUGAGAAAAGAACAACAGUAAAUUGAUUACCUGUAGCCAUGGUAAAUCUAAUCAGAAAAUAAAUAUUUUUCGAUGACUAUCAAAGAGGACGCCUAGACAGUAAUGGACUUCUCUAUUUAGAGCAGUGUAAACUGGGCACAAAAACAAACUUACGGGACACGUGCCUUCAAUUUGUGCUGCUCAACAGAAGGCGCCGCCCAGUACCUUUCAGCUGUGCAUAGUCUGUGCAAAACUCUACUCACACCCUCAAAUCUUGGCAACAUGGAAACUGGUCAGUUCAGUCGUGUAUGAAUUCUGGUGGUGAGAAGUUCUCAAAGAUGGAUUUGUCAGGCAUCUCAAAUGCACAUGAAUGCCAGGAAACUACAGUUUGUUUCUUCUUGACCACUUAGGCUUCCUAGUUUUCUCCACUUGUUCUGCCAUGCAAAAUCUGUACAUAGAUUGCUGUUCAAAGUGCUAUAAUGUCUGUAGAAAAUAUGUUUUAGGCCUGAAAUUAAACAUUAUAUGGAAAAAUAA
Messenger RNA from Sardina pilchardus (European sardine), 2352 nucleotides. RefSeq names its product DnaJ heat shock protein family (Hsp40) member A3a (gene dnaja3a). Gene Ontology annotation, cellular component: mitochondrion. The transcript is spliced from 12 exons. Gene Ontology annotation, biological process: mitochondrion organization; negative regulation of apoptotic process; protein folding. The coding region runs from base 28 to 1404 and encodes 458 amino acids. Gene Ontology annotation, molecular function: protein kinase binding; heat shock protein binding; ATP binding. The record is from RefSeq and is a predicted model, not a curated record. NCBI's taxonomy places the organism in Eukaryota, Metazoa, Chordata, Actinopteri, Clupeiformes, Clupeidae.